GCAUUAUGAUGACUGGUAUCGAAAAAGCACGUGAGCCGAAUGAAUUUAUUACUGCACUUGUGAAAGAAAACUCAGGGUUUUAGGAAAGGAAGGAACUAAAAUGAUCAAGCCUGUAACAAAAAAGGAUUGUAGAAAUAAACGUAAGGAAAAGUUUAUAUUGCAGAUUCACCACAACAUUUUUAGAUAGUUUGUACAGGAUAAAAAAGUAAGUUUUGAAUUGACAAGGGUAUAUGUUGAAGACUACUAUAACGACCAAAAAUGCGGUGGAAUGCAUGAAGGUAAAGAGAAAACUCAAAAAGAGAACUCAUAGCUCCAGAUCUUACAAAUCCAGCAUACUUAACCAAAAUAGAACAAUAUCGACAGUUUACUGAGUAUGGGACUAAACCCAAAUACUGCUGAUUUUUUUUAUAAAUGAUAAACGAUCCCUAAAUCUAUUUGACAUAAAUAAGAGGAAUAUGAGAGCAAAUGCGAAGUUAAAUAAAGGAGAAAACCCAAAAAAUUCUGUGUAAAUACAUCAAAAUCUUCAAUCCAUAGGUAAUUCUGUAGACCUAAUAGGAGACUUGUUAUGUUGGAACAACGAAUGUGAUAUUUUAUGUUUUACCGAAAACUGGAAAACUAAAAUCCAACUUUGAAAAAACAUGGUGGAAGUACGAUAUUUGUGAGAAACAAUAUUAAAUUUAACGCAAGAACAGACAUUAACAACUUAAGUAAGGAGUUCAUUGUCGAAUGCUGUGGAUCUGAGGUGCAAAAUGCAAAUAAAAGAAAGAAGAAAAGAAGAAGAAGGGCUCCUGUAGUUUUGUAAUUUUCAUAAACAAGAUGUAACAAUUGCUGCAAAUGUGUACAGGCUCCGGUACCUCCUAAACCGUGGGACGGAAUUCUGGACACCAACGAAACUAAAAGCUGUUGUAUAUCCAUGAUUGGAGGCGGCCAACAGAGUGAAGAUUGCUUGUAUCUCAAUGUAUACACUCCGGCAAGAAAGAUAACUGACAAAUUGCCCGUAAUGUUGUGGAUAUACGGAGGUGCAUUCACCAUGGGAUGUACAUCUGAUGUUAUGGCUGGACCUUUUUAUCUGUUAGAUGAAGAUGUUGUAAUCGUCUAUACAAACUAUAGAUUGGGGCUGUACGGGUUCCUAUCCACCGAAGACGACGUCGUUUUGGGCAACGCAGGGCUGAAAGACCAGUUGCUGGCGAUGAAGUGGACUAAGAAUAAUAUAGCACUUUUCGGUGGAGAUCCAGAAAAAAUAACCAUAUUUGGUGAAAGCGCGGGCGGUAUUUCAGUGGGAGCCCAUCUUGUAAACACAAAAUCUGCAGGGCUGUACAGGGCUGCAAUUUGCCUAAGCGGCUGUUCGCUAACUUAUAUGAACAUUACACAUCAGACCGAAGCCAGAAAAGCAGCGUAUGACUACGCAAAAUAUGUAGAUCCGUUGAUUUCUGAGCAAAAUACGACGACGGAAAUUCGAGAUUUCCUACAAAGCUUGCCGGCAGACGUGCUGACUUCGGCAUUCGCUGCAAAUGACCGUACGGGUAUUUCCAUUGAAGCGGAACAUGAAGAUGCUUACGUCACAAACCGCAGCUUUCCGAGUCUAGAGUCUGGAAAUUUCAAUCAAGUUCCUUUAAUACUGGGGACCACGUCGGAGGAAUCACUUAGUUUCUUUAGUCUUUUGGGUGGAAUGACGCUGAUCAACACAACAGCAACAAAUUAUGAUUCGGAUUUGACCACAGUAAUACCUUCUGAUUUGAUACUACUGCCGGGUACCAACGCAACGAACGUUGGGUCGAUAAUAAGAGAAGCAUACGUCGGUCCAAAUGGAUCAUUUAGUGAAAACUUUGGGGCCGUUGUAGAAUUAACCAGUGACCGUAUGUUUGUGAAAUCAACGUUGAAGCAGGCUGAAAUUCAAUCGAGCAUUACCCCCGUAUAUCUUUAUCAAUUUUCGUUCAUAGGGUGGUUAAACUUGCUUCCGGUCAUCGAAGGGGCAGGAAGAGCGGGACACGGAGCAGAAAGCCCUUACCUUUUUAGUACGCCGCUUAGUUUCUUGCAGUCGAGCGAUGAAAUUUUGAUUAGCAGGCAGAUUGUUCGGCUCUUGAGCAACUUUGCAAAAACAUUGAACCCUACGCCCGAUCCCACGGACCCACUACUCAACGUGACAUGGACUCAAGUUUCGCCGUCAAAUAUUCAAUAUUUAGACUUGGAUAAUGAGCUCGCAAUGAAACCAAACAGAAAGGAAAAGGAAAUGGCCAUGUGGAAUAACGUUUAUUAUGCUUACGGCCAGCAGCCCUUUAUGGGUUUUUGAAAAGUUUAUCUCUUGGUCUAUUCAUUGAUUUAUUUUUUAAAA
This is a messenger RNA of Cylas formicarius (sweet potato weevil), 2332 nucleotides long. RefSeq names its product carboxylic ester hydrolase-like. The transcript has 8 exons. The coding region runs from base 914 to 2290 and encodes 458 amino acids. The record is from RefSeq and is a predicted model, not a curated record. NCBI's taxonomy places the organism in Eukaryota, Metazoa, Arthropoda, Insecta, Coleoptera, Brentidae.